UUUUUAUCUUCAAUAACAAAAGAGUUGAAUCCACGUGUUUUGUAAUGAAAUGACAUUUGUGUUGCGGAUCGUUGUCAACAGCAGGUUCUUCCUUCGAAUUAAUCGUCUUAAAAUACCGCACAAGAUAACAUUAAACUGCCAGAAAAAUUUGUGUUCGCAGACGUUAUCAUCUUCGGAGAUGUCAUCAACCAAAAAAGGAAACUUAUCCAAAAUAGUAGCCUUGUUAAAUGAAUUUAUGCCGCCGUCUCUUGCAGAGAGUUGGGAUAAUGUUGGGUUAUUAGUUGAACCAACUAAACCACACCAUGUCUCUAAAAUACUGCUCACCAACGAUCUUACUCCUGAAGUAUUGAACGAAGCUAUCGACUUAAAGGCUAAUUUUAUUUUGUCCUAUCAUCCUCCCAUUUUCAGCCCUUUAAAACGACUCUGCCAGAGUUCCUGGAAGCAGAAAUUAAUCGUCCGAGCUAUUGAAAAUCGAAUUGCCAUCUACUCCCCCCACACUAGUUGCGAUGCUUUAAAGAAUGGUGUUAAUGAUUGGUUCCUCAGUGCAUUUGAAAAUGCUUCCACUUCUCCUCUGUCUACCAAAGAAAAUCCUGCCUUCUCGUUCAGUCACAGUGUUAAAGUGACCGUUGAUGUUGCAAAUCAUAGCAGCUUUUUGGAAAAUUUGAAGAAACUCAGUGGAGUUCAGAUUCUAAAUGAUUCAGCCAGAGAAGACACUUUCUUUGUUUCAUUCUUGUGUAAGAAAUCUUCUUUACAAACCAUUGCCCAGAUUUUGAAGUCUCAUUCUAUACAAGACCCUGUUUUCACUGAAGUUGCUAAGCCUCCAAUGCCAGAUACCGGAAUCGGUAGAAUUGCUAAACUCCAGACUAGUAUUACUUUGACAGAAGCUAUUGAAAUUAUCAAGAAACACCUCAAAUUGCCUCAUCUUCGAGUAGCCACAGCACACGGCCCAGGAUUCUCUUUCACCGAUAAAACCAUAAAGACAGUUGCUGUGUGUGCUGGUUCCGGCUCCACUGUCCUCCGGGGUGUCAGUGCUGACCUCUAUGUCUCCGGGGAGAUGUCACAUCAUGAUGUACUGGAUGCAAUCCAUAAUGGAUCCUCGGUGCUACUCUGUGAGCACAGCAACACAGAAAGGGGUUACCUGUCGCAGUUGAAAAUCUCGUUGGAAAACCUACUGAGCGAACUUACAGUUGAAGUUUGUGUUUCAAACAUCGAUGCUGACCCACUUAAAAUUAAUUAAUUAAUUAAUUAAAUUAACAUGAUUGGAAUUUACGGAUCUCAAUGUCGUCAAUGAAAUUUCCAAAUAUAUUUGAAAUUGAAAAUUUUUA
Octopus sinensis (East Asian common octopus) is the source of this 1325-nucleotide messenger RNA. RefSeq names its product NIF3-like protein 1. NCBI's taxonomy places the organism in Eukaryota, Metazoa, Mollusca, Cephalopoda, Octopoda, Octopodidae. The record is from RefSeq and is a predicted model, not a curated record. Bases 50 to 1237 code for a protein of 395 amino acids. The transcript has 5 exons. Gene Ontology annotation, cellular component: mitochondrion; cytoplasm.